This is a messenger RNA of Bacillus rossius redtenbacheri, 4091 nucleotides long. Its product is annotated as protein sneaky-like. The record is from RefSeq and is a predicted model, not a curated record. The transcript has 15 exons. Gene Ontology annotation, cellular component: membrane. Lineage: Eukaryota; Metazoa; Arthropoda; Insecta; Phasmatodea; Bacillidae. The coding region runs from base 179 to 2320 and encodes 713 amino acids.
AGUCUGCCGGUGGCUUCCGUGGAGGAAGUAUCUGUCGCCAUUUUAAUCGAUUAACCUCACCGGGUUCAAACCGAGAAAUCCAUGGCACAGGUACAUUAUUUAUCAAAUUUUAAUUAAUAUUUUAUUUACAUUUUGAAAUUGUAUCCUAUUUUUCUGAUAAAAAUUACGAAAUUCCAAGAUGGCGGACUAUUUUAAAAAUGGUAUCGAGAGAAUUUGUGCGAAGUACUUCCCGUUGAUAUGUUGGUUGUUCUUCACAGAGCGAAAAGUGUACAGAAAAACCAAGAUUAUUUUGGGAUUCUUUUACGGUAUAAUUAUUGGAAUGGGCCUUCACUACAUGGUCAUUGUGGACCUGCAGUUCUCCCCGCUCGUGCGUCUUGGUCUGGGAACACUUAUCUGUCUGCUGAUUGGUCUCGGUAACGCCUUGUCAAUUCAGGUGCGCUGCCUGACCUUGCUGACGGUGCCCAGCCUGUGCGGCAGCACGGGCCGCGCCGUGCUCAAGGCCGCGGUGCUGUCCAUGCUCGUGUCGGGGCCCAUCAACAACAUGGCGGCCAACGGGCGCGAGGUGGCGCGCGUCUUCUGCUGCAGCGUCUCUCUCACCUUCAACCUCACCAAGAACCGCUUCGACAUGAUGUUCCGACCCUUCCAGCAGGCCAUCCUCUCGCUCAAGGGGGACGCGAGCGAGGUCAAGGCCGCCGCGAACGAGGUGAAGGACGCCAGCCUGCCGAUAACGAGCGAAGUGGAAGGCGAAGAGGAGAUGCAGAAGAUUAAGGAGGACAACGACUACUUGGACGAGCUCCACAGCGACACGAAGCGCUCCGAGGAGAUCGCGCAGCGGAACCAGAUAGCCGCGGCCGACAGCAGGGAGGUGCGGGUGGAGAAGAAGUACCGCCAGAAGCUCGAGCAGAAGUGCGAAGGCAUCCUGACCAAGGGCGCCGAGUCGUGCAGGAAGGCGUUCAGCGACGCCUACGGCACGUGCUACAACAAGGUCACGUGGGUGGCGGCCUGGCUGCUGUGCUGGCCCAUGAAGCUCACCUUCGUCUGCAACAUCUGGCAAGCCAUCGGGGGCGCCCGCACGUGCGACGUGUCCAAGGUGAUAGACCCGGGCUUCGGCGGGUCGUACGGCUCCUUGAAGAGCUACGGCGACAGCAUCAGCGGCCAGCUGGCGGGCGUGAGGGUCCAGUACCAGGUGGUGAAGCUGCCGCCCGUCAUCAAUGUGAGGCAGACGGUGGACACUGCGCACGACAUCAUGAAGGAGUUCGAGGCCAAGAAGCAGAUCAUGGACGUGUUGUUGGUCUACGUCAAGAGGCUGCUGGCCUUCUUCUUCAUCAAGAUCAUCCUCGCGUCGCAGGGCUACCACGACAGCUACCUGGACGACGUGGAGUUCGACAACGUGUACGUGACGGCGAUGUUCCGGCGCAUGGACGCGCGCCGCCACCUGCAGGGCCGCCACGCGCUGCUGCCCUUCAGGAAGGCGGAGCGGGUCCGGUUCGUCGACCCCUUCGCCGUGUGGCCGUCCAGCAAGGAGUCGGGCCGCGUGGGACGACACAGCAUGCAGCUGCUGCUGGAGCUGGUGGCGGCCACCUCGGUCGUCCUCAUGGACCACAUCUUCUACGUGGCGCUGGACCUGGUGAGGCUGCACGGCGCCCUAGAGUACCGCCAGGAGGGACAUCACGACAUUCGGCUGGUGGUCCAAGGCACGGGGAUGAUUGCAAAACUGGUUAAAUCAGUUCUGCACGGGUUCAACAUCAAGAGACGCAUCAAGACGGCAAGCUCCAAUGAAGCCUGCCUGCCGCAGCCCAGCAAGGUGGGUGUCUCCGAGCUGUGCGCGAUCUACGGCGUCUUCUUGCUGUCGUGGCUGCUCAUUCUGCUGGAGGCGUACACGCAGCGACUGCGCAGGGGUAUUUGCGCGUACUUCUACCCCGAGCGCGAGAAAAGAAGAGUGCGGUACAUGUACAACGAGGCGCUGAAGAGGCGGAGGGGAUUCUUCAAGUUCGCCAAGAACAGGAUACAGAAGCUGGUCAGGGAGCAGCGCCUUGAAAUGGACGCCAACGUGCUGAUGGUGCUGCAGCUGCGAUACCCGCGCUACUUCUCCUGGCUGCGGGUGUUCAGCGUGGCCCGCCAGAAGUGCGUGGUGUGCGGGGAGCUGGAGCCCCUCCGCGCCGCCGAGGGACGGCGGUACCUCCGGUGCGGCAACCCCCUCUGCUUCUUCAAGCACUGCCCCGAGUGCUGGCGCGACAUGCAGGCCGUCUGCCACGCGUGCGCCGAGCCGGCGAGCGAGGACAACGCCACAGAGCCCCCGGGCCACACCGACACCGAGUGAGCGAUCCAACCCCGUCCUGUAGCCCUACGCUCGGAGACCACGGAUAAACUGCCGACAUCAAUCCGGCCAUUUCAACUGUGAAUCACUGAUUCUGUCGAGGCCCUAUUUGCUGGUGGUCUUCCAUCAUCACCAACGCAGCGUCUCACCUUGCCUCAUCGCAACACGUCACAUCACCGACGUAAGUGGGCAAGCAACAGUUGACAUGUGCCGUCACCAGGUCAGUAGUCAGUAGUGGCAACUUUUUUACAUUUAUUAAUUCACACCUUGUAUUAAUGCCUCCAUUUACACUGAAUAAUAAUGCCCACGGUUGAAUAUUUUAAAUGUAAUUCUCAUUGAGGUAUGCACCAACAUCAUGUAUUUCUGAAUCACUAUAAAGUCAUUUUAUAACAGCAAGGUGUAACACUCCGAAACAAAACAAAAUACUUUCUAUGCAGUAAAUUUCAGCCACAUUUGUACACGUCAGCCUGUUUUUAUCUUCCAUUAAACUUGAAAGAUUCAACCACUGUGCUAAUUUUUAUUUUGGUCUGUUAUUUUCAAUAUUACAAUUACAAAUAUGCAAGGAAAAUCCUGCGUCAUGUCAUCUACAAGUAACAUAUUUGUGAAGAACAUGGGUCAUUGAUACAAAUACCUAGUCACUUUCACAUUUUUUUCAGUGAGUAACACUGGGCAUUGUUCAUUGCAAUUAAGACAAAAUCAUUUUUAACUCAGAAUGCAGUUUAGUGACUGUAUUUUGAGGCUUGUUAAACAAUGCACAUUAUAUAUUACUUGCCCUUACUCACUCCUCCACAUUAGUUACAUUGAAUUUGUGUGUCACAGAAGCACCUCACAGACUGUACAUAUUACUGUUCCAUAUUUUAUAAGUAUGUAUUUUGUGGUUAGGAAGUGAAUAUUAUCCAAAUUUGAAUCUGAAACUGAAUAACGUAUAUUUUGUUAAUAAUUGCAUUGAAUGAAAAUGAUUGGCAAUUUCUGUUACUGAAUCGCUUCUUUCCAAAUAACAUAGAUUAAGAUGGCCUAUAUUGUUUUGAUGACCUACCUUUGUGUGUUGAGAUGAAACUAACAUGUACUCAUUCUACUUUCAAGAAUGUUACUCCUAUGCUUGGAGGAGAGGCCCCAUUGAUUUUAUUCCUAACUGGAAUUUUAAGGUUCCUUUGACCUGUACUUUGACACAUUUAAUACCCUGAACAAUGACAUACAAAAUGUCAGCCAUUUUAUAAUGUAAUGUCAGCCAAUUUAUAAUUUUUUUUUUCUUUUUAUAAAGCAGCUUUUUAACAAUUUGUUUGAAUGCCAGAACUGUAAAUUAAUUACCUUUAAAACUAUGCUGACGUAAUAAAAUCACCAAUCCUUAGUGACAAGAUUACAUGGUGAAUGGAGAUAAAACCGAAAUAACACUGAAAAGAAUAUCAAAACACAGCAUCACUGAAAUGCAAGUUAAUACACUGUAUAGUCAUCAAAAUGCAAGUUAUAUCAUGGAAUUAAGUAGCAUUUAACCAUAAAUUAAUUCAACUCAUUAAAAAAAAGUAAAUCAUGUAAAAAAAGUAAUAUUUUAAUGUUUGAAAUCCAAGGAAUGCUGUUAUUUAUGGACAAAUAACUGUACCAAAGUACAUGGAUCAGAAAUAUUAAUUUAAUUGCUUAUUUUGCAUCUCUUAUUGAAUAACUUGAAAACCACAAAUGCUUCCUAAUUAAUUUUUAUUGUUCCGAAAGUAUGUGUUUUAAAAAGAUUUAUUAAAAAUAAUUUUAUCAUAAAAAAAUCAACAAAUAAAUCUUGCCAUUA